Messenger RNA from Tigriopus californicus, 690 nucleotides. It is a transcript of the gene RpL10Ab, whose product is annotated as large ribosomal subunit protein uL1-like. Gene Ontology annotation, biological process: translation. Lineage: Eukaryota; Metazoa; Arthropoda; Copepoda; Harpacticoida; Harpacticidae. Gene Ontology annotation, cellular component: large ribosomal subunit. Gene Ontology annotation, molecular function: structural constituent of ribosome; RNA binding. The record is from RefSeq and is a predicted model, not a curated record.
UGCCAGCAAGGUCUCGAAAGAGACGCUCUAUGAGUGUGUAAGCGAGGUGUUGAAAUACUCCAAGGAGACCAAGAAGCGCAAGUUUGUCGAGUCGAUCGACCUUCAAAUCGGUCUCAAGAAUUACGAUCCCCAAAAGGACAAGCGUUUCUCUGGCACCGUCAAGCUGCGCAAUGUGCCCCGCCCCAAGUUCUCGGUGUGCAUCUUUGGCGAUCAACAACAUUGCGACGAGGCCACGGCCAAGGGUAUUCCCUCCAUGAGCGCCGACGACUUGAAGAAGCUGAACAAGCAGAAGAAGUUGGUCAAGAAGUUGGCGAAGAAGUACGACGCUUUCUUGGCUUCAGAGUCGCUCAUCAAGCAGAUCCCCCGUCUGUUGGGUCCCGGACUCAACAAGGCUGGCAAGUUCCCCGCUCUCCUGACCCAUGGUGACAACAUGGAAGAGAAGAUCAACGACCUGAAAGGCACCAUCAAGUUCCAGAUGAAGAAGGUGUUGUGCUUGAACGUUGCCGUGGGCAAUAUCGAGAUGACCGAAGAUGAACUCGUGCAAAACAUUCAUUUGGCCGUCAAUUUCUUGGUGUCGCUCCUCAAGAAGCAUUGGCAAAACGUGCGCUCUCUGUACAUCAAGAGCACCAUGGGACCCGCCCAACGUCUGUACUAGAGCUUUGUACGAUUCAAUAAACCUGGAGCUUGGAA